GUACGUAACAAGCUGUUCACUUCCGGUGUAGUCCUCGGGCAGUGAAGUGACUAGAAGACCACAAUGGUGCUGAACCCGGUCAUCUCCAAGCUGGCCGGUAAACUGGUUGUGCUGGCGAGCUCAUCUCCGCGACGGCUGGAGAUCCUCCGUAAUGCUGGCAUGUGCUUCGAAGUGGUGCCAUCCCGUUUCAAAGAAACACUUGACAAGCGACUUUUCAAAGCGCCGCAAGAGUAUGCUGUGGAGACGGCCAAGCAGAAGGCUCUGGAGGUGGCGAGGAGGAUGCCCUGUGACCACCGAAAGACGCCAGACAUUGUGAUUGGAGCUGACACCAUCGUGACUGUAGAUGGAAUGAUACUGGAGAAGCCACGAGACAAGCAAGAUGCAUACAGGAUGCUGUCAAGUUUGAGUGGUAAAGAGCACAGUGUCUUCACAGGGGUCGCUGUUGUCCUCUACCAUGAGAAAGAAAAUGAGGAGGUGGAUUACCAGAUAGUAGACUUCUAUGAAGAAACAAAGGUAAAGUUUGCUGACCUCUCCGAGGACAUGCUGUGGGAGUACAUCGACAGCGGUGAACCCAUGGACAAGGCAGGCGGCUAUGGCAUCCAGGCUCUAGGCGGCAUGUUGGUGGAGUACGUGCAUGGAGACUUCCUUAACGUUGUGGGCUUCCCCCUCAACCACUUCUGCAAACAGCUGGAUAUCAUUUACAACCGCUCUCCCUCUUCCUCCGAUGCACAACACGGUUCUUGCCGUGGUGAUGCUACCCCCUGUCCAGUAUCAUCUACUCUACUUCGUCCAUCAACCACUCACACAGCACAGCCUUCAUGCAACAAGUCUGGGCAUGCAGCGGUCAGACACGCUGAGGAAACACCACCAUUGACCACCAGCAGGGGGCAGUUAAUCAAUGAGAUCCAGGGGAGAGAGUUUGAGGACAGUGAAGAAGCCAGAAAGGACUUGCAAAGAAUCAUUCCACUGAUUGAUGGAUUCAAAGCCUCAAAGGCGCUGUUUACCGCCUCCAAGUUUGGCAUGUUUGACCUGCUCCACCGCAGGCCGGCUCUGGACGCAGCUCAGGUGGCCCACGAGCUGAAAACCUCCAUAAAGGGAACGGAGCGUCUGUUGGAAGCAUGUGUCUCACUAAAUUUGCUAAAGACUCAAAACUCUGAGGCGCCUGUGUAUGAGAACACAGACCUGGCCAAACGCUUUCUGCUGUCCGACGCUCCGUGGUCGCUGCUGGGCCACAUUGCGCACUAUAACGACACCGUGUGGCCACUCUUCAAUCACCUGGACAGUGCGGUGCAGGAAGGCAACCACCAGCACCACAAGGUCUUCGGAAAGAAAUCUGGUGACUUAUUUCAGGACACCAUCUACAGCAGCCAAGAGAUCCAACUGAGGUUCAUGAAGGCCAUGCACAGCAUCACUAAAGUGACUGGCAGAGCGGUGGCCACAGCCUUCGACUUGUCCGCUUUUAAGACCGCCUGUGACCUCGGAGGCUGUACAGGUACCAUGGCAUCUGAGUUCACCAGGGCUCACCCUGGGAUGCGUGUGACAGUGUUUGACUUGCCGACUGUUAUCCAAAUGAGUCAACAUUUCCAUCCGCUGUGCGCUGAAGACAGGGUCACGUUUGUGGCAGGAGACUUCUUCAAAGAUGCUUUACCCAAAGCGGACUUGUACAUUCUUGCUAGAAUUCUCCACGACUGGUCUGAUGAGAAAGUUCACGCACUGCUUGGCAGAAUCGCAGAUGCGUGCACGCCAGACGCAGUGGUGCUGUGAGGAUUACAUUUUAGGACUUCUCCAGCCCCUUUAACACCAUCCAGCCUCAGCUCCUCAGGGACAAACUGACACGGAUGGGAGUAGGAUAUCACCUGGUGGCAUGGAUCACAGCCCACCUGACCGGCAGACCUCCGUACGUACGACUGGGGAACUACAGGUCCGACACUGACCAGCAGCACGGGACACUGCAGGGAACUGCGCUCUCACCUGUUCUCUUUACCCGUACACAUCCGACGUUCAGUACUACUCUGAGCUCUGCCAUGUACAGACGUUCAUGGACGGAACAGGAUAAACAGGACCCACCCAGAACCUGUUCUCACGAAAGGUGCCCGUGUGGCGGUGGUUCACACCUAUAAGUACGUGGGAAUGCAUCUGGAUGAUAAACUGGACUGGACUGCCAACACAGAUGCUUUGUGCAGGAAAGGGCAGAGCCGUCUGUACUUCUUCAGAAGGCUGGCGUCCUUCAGCAUAUGUAAGAAGCUGCUACAGAUCCAGCAGACUGUGGUAGCGAGUGCCCUCCCGUAUGCAGUAGUGUGCUGGGGGGCAACGUCAAGAAGAAGGAUGCCACACGCCUGGACAAACUGGUGAGGAAGACAGGCUCUGUCAUUGGCACUGAGCUUGACAUCCUGACUUCUGUGGCAGAGCAAAGGACACUGAGGAGGCUCCUUUCCAUCAUGGACAACCAGCAUCAUCGAUGCACAGCAUCAUCUCCUGAGAGAAAAGUAGUUUCAAUGGCAGAUUACUAUCACUGUUCUGCUCCUCUGAAAGACUGAGAUCAUUACUCCCCUAUGCCAUGACAUGCUACCCUGGCUUUUCAACACUACAGAGAGGUUUAAGUUUAUUAUGACAACCUACCUACCAACCUACCUACCUACCUGCCUCCUUCUCUGUCAUGUCUCAUACCCAUGUCAAUACUUUUGCUACAAUGCAUUGUAUGUUCCCUUUAAAAAAAAAAAAAAAGACAGGUAAAGAGGUCAAGUAUGGUCCAGGUCUCCAUGUUUGUGUCCAAGCAUGUACAGUACGUCCAAGGUCGCCUAAUGCAAACCAUUCAAGUCAAUCACCAGAGACCAAAGACCAGCGUCAUUUAAGGAAAAUUGCUAAAACCUACCGUGGUAAUUUAAUGUAACGUGAUCUGGCGACAUCCGACUCGGGUCACACUGUACGUGUCGGACGAGGCCUCCGUCAUUUUGUCCGAGCAUAGUCCUGACAAGCGGCAGCUGCAAGUAAUCAUGGUUCUCUCGUUAAGUGCUUUGAUACUACAGUGACUGAUUUAAGGCCAUUUGCCGUCGCUCUGGCAAUUGUGCCAAAACGUUCCCAGAUGUUUGUAGUCCGCUCAACUUUUUUUGGGGUCUUGUGUUUGUGUUUGCCGCUCGUGGGACAGCCAGUAAAAACAUCCACAGUGUUGUUAAGUAACGCUUAACAAAAGCUGUUUGAAAAGUUGCGGUCUCGAGUUGGUUUGUGACCACCAGAGGGCGACAUGGAGUAGCUACAUGCUGGAGUGUUUUGCUUUCAAAAGCAAAGGGGGGCAGUUAUACUACAUGUUAUAUUGUAAAAUCUAAAAAAAAAAAAAAAUCAAUUAAAUAGAAUGGUUUAUUAGUAUAAUUUUUUUCUUAAAAUACCUUAUAUUGAAAAUGUAGAAAUACCCUUAACAGAUACCUCUCUGUUGCAGUUGUGCAGUUAAACACCCCUGGGCACUACAGUAGGAAAUAUGAAAGUUAUUAUAAUACACUUUUAAAUAAAUGAUGGUUACUUAUAAGUUAUAUAAAUUAUAAAUUAGAAAUUGUUUAAAAAAAAUACUAAAUUUAAUGAUAUUAUACUUUGAACACAUUUUUUGCAUUUCACUCUUAAUUAGGUGCACCUACAAGAUUAUUAUUUUUAUUUUUUUUUUCAAAUUAAGGCGUCCCCUUACCCUAUAAAAUACGCCGUAUACUCUCUGCAGUUGAGUGAAGAAACACGCCUGUAGUAUAUGGGGAACCGCACGAGGAAGCCGUUAGUAUUGAGAGGUUUAUUGUCACAUGUGUCCACUAGGGGGCAACAUCGGCUAACAAAAAUCAUGUUUACAGGUGCACUGGUUGCGGCACAAACAAGUCAAGUUACGUUUUGCAAAUAUUUCUUUAACAUCGCACAGAAAGUGACCUUGGCAAAAUAUAUCAAUAAAUAAAGGAUGCAUGCACUUUUUGAUGGUACCAGUCAAGUUUUUGUGUGUUGUUUUUUGGAAGGGUGGAAGUGGUUGUCCCACGUCUCAUAUCAGCAGACGUGUAAUUAUUCAAAGUGCUUCAUUUGUUUCAAGGCAGGGAAAAAAAGAGUAAAAAAUAACCUGAGGGCUUUUGUAGUGGUGAGAAAUAAUGCAAUCUUUUCUCUGCUCUGUGCUGUUUGCUUGGCUUUGACAUCGGUGGGAGAACAUCGGGGGGCUUUAAUAUAUUUUCUAACACAUUAGUCCUCUCAUUCUUUAGUUUCGCCUUUUCUUUCCAGGCAUGCUAAGCUAAAGCUAACCAAACAAU
Messenger RNA from Dunckerocampus dactyliophorus (ringed pipefish), 4265 nucleotides. RefSeq names its product acetylserotonin O-methyltransferase-like (gene asmtl). The record is from RefSeq and is a predicted model, not a curated record. The transcript is spliced from 14 exons. Lineage: Eukaryota; Metazoa; Chordata; Actinopteri; Syngnathiformes; Syngnathidae. The coding region runs from base 64 to 1764 and encodes 566 amino acids. Gene Ontology annotation, molecular function: O-methyltransferase activity; nucleoside triphosphate diphosphatase activity.